UAAAUAAAUAAAAUAAAUAAAAUGUGGGUUACAACAGAGUUAAAACACAUCACCAUAAAAUACAUAUAUAAAACACAUAAAAUAUGUAGUACAAAGGUUGAAAUACAAUACAAAUAGAAUGUAAAUGUGUUGUCAAAGGCUUUCAUCACUGGAAUCUCCGGUAUGUUGUCAGUUUUUCAGGUUGUAUGGCCAUGUUCCAGAGGCUUUCUCUCCUGACGUUUCACCCACAUCUAUGGCAGGCAUCUACAGAGGUUUAUAGUUUGACUGGGUAGGCCUGCCAAAAGAGAUAGGUCUUCAAUUGUGUCUUGAAUUCUGACAGCUCACUAACAUUUCAUACAUACUGAUUUGGAUCCACUUUGAGGAAAUCAGUUUACAUCAGAGAAGGCACCAGUCUAAUCUUCUCACUGAAAUGUAUAGCACUGAGGUAGGGUGGGCCAGUAACCUGAAAUUCACUCUCUGUCUAAGGUUUUCAUCUUUCCCUCAUUUUGAGGCUGUUUACAGUAAUAAUUUUAAGAGCCACAGCAUGUUGUAAAAACAGGAUGUCAACUUGUGUCAAGAAAGAUCGAAGGAGGUUUUGAGGUUUUGAUUUUUAUCACAGGAGACUCUGCCUACGCAUUCUUUCUCUGCACCUUUGUCUACAUUGCAUUCACAGAAGAGAAAGAGAGAAAUGGCAGCAACGGAGACACCACUAUAUUCAAAAGUCUCAAACAAGCACAGAAAUAGAAAUAGCCAGUCUUUACUGGAGCCACUCUUGAUGAAUGGAUUCUCUCUACAUAUAGCGCUAAAAGCUUUGGCAGCUACUGGGCAAACGUCAGUAGAAGAUGCAACUAAAUGGUUGCAUUCUCACUGCAAUGAUCCCUCUUUAGAAGAUCCUAUCCCACAAGAAUACGCCCUUUAUUUGUGCCCAACAGGAUCACUGAAUGACAUACUAGUAGAGUUUUGGAGAGAAAGCAAACAGCAGUGUGGAAAAAACAGAGCCCAUGAGAUUUUCCCACAUAUCACCCUUUGUGAAUUCUUUACGUGCGAAGAUCAAAAGGUUGAAAGCUUAUAUGAAGCCUUAAAGAGAGCAGGCGACCGUUUUUGCAGCUGCUUCCCCACCAUCAUCUCCCUCUCACUUCAUUCCUCCAGCUCCUACAUUGGCUUUUUCCUUAGUGAUGGUCCUGCAAAUAUCCUCAAAUCAUUUGCUGCAGCUUUUGCCACAGAGGCUAUGGCUUUCGCAGACUGUUCUGUUAAACCUUCCACUAAGCAGCUACAUCUAACAUUGGCCAACAAAUUUUGUCCUCACCAUCAAAAGACUUUGGAACAACUGGCUAAAUCUAUCAAUCCAAAGCAAAGCUGCCAUUGGGUAGCAGCUUUGUAUUCAAGAGACAUGCGGUUCGUCCAUUACCAGGUUUUGAGAGCUUUGUUCCAGUAUAAACCUCAAAACAUUGAUGAGCUGAUGCUAGGUGCUGGAGAUCUUAUAUAUGUUGACCAAGUACAAUCAGCAGAUCCUUGCAAUGGCUGGGUGAUAGGUAUCUCCCACCGAACUGGAUGCCGGGGAUUUCUUCCUGAGAAUUACACAGAGAAAGCCAAUGAGUCAGAUACCUGGGUAAAACACAGAGAAUAUGUUUUUACUCUAGCUCAUGGACAAUCUCUCAAGAAUCAAACUGGACCAUGCAUUAAACAGAAGAACCCAAGUCCAAUGCCAAGGAAUGUAGCCAAAAUGUGUACUCCUCAGAGUUCUGGGAAAAGCCCAUCCCAAAGAGGCCUUUUAGUGAUCCGCCAUGGAGAAAGGGUAGACGAGGUGUUUGGGAAGUCUUGGCUACAGCAGUGUUUUGCUUCAGAUAGAAAAUACUGUCGAGCAGACCUAAAUUUCCCAUCCAGUCUACCCAACCGAAAAGAUAGUAUCAUAGCCUUUGAACAUGACCCUCCUUUAUCAUCCUGUGGUAUAUUCCAGUCUAAACUAAUAGGUGAAGCUCUGCUAGAGAAGGAAGUGAUGGUUUGCUGUGUAUAUUCUUCUCCAGCACUACGUUGCAUCCAGACAGCCCAGCAUGUAUUGGAAGGGCUUCAGUUGGAGAAAAAAAUUAAGAUUUGUAUUGAACCUGGACUUUUUGAAUGGACUAAGUGGGAGGCAAACACAACAGUUCCCUCUUUUAUGACAGAAAGAGAACUGACAGAGAUCAAUUAUAGUAUAGAUACUACAUACAGAUGUAAUUUUCCUCUUUCUUCUCUGAUGCCAUCAGAAGGAUAUGAUGACUUCAUUAACAGAUGCUCUGCAAGUAUAAAGCAGAUCAUUGGCUCCUGUACAACUGAAGGCAUCAUCCUACUUGUUGGUCAUGGCUCAUCUCUGGAUACCUUCACUCGGCCAUUAUUGGGUCUUCCUGCCAGGAACAGCAGCAAUUUUCCACAGUUUGUCCGAAAGAUACCAUCACUGGGAAUGUGUUUCUGUGAAGAGCUUACACAGGAAGGAAAAUGGCAGAUGGCUAAUCCACCGGUCAAGAUGCUAACCCAUGGAGCCAAUGUUACAUUUAAUUGGAAACACGUCUUUCUGGACCAUUAAGCAAUGUGUCAAGUGUUUAGAAGAGCAGGUUUACCAUACAGCUCAGGCAUAUUUCAUUUUGAAAUUAAAUGUAUGAUUUUCCUACCUCCACCACACACCAGCAAACUAUGUUUUAUUCAGAGUUGUUCCCACCCGCUGUCCUCUCCUGCUUUCUUUGUGAAAAGAAACACCUCCGCUCCUGGACUACGAUUUUUGUUCCUGGGUUAUAAAAGUCAUUUCCUAAUUGUUCUAUCAUAAACACAUGGGAAAUAUUUAUUAAACUGCAAAAACUUUGUCUUUGCAGGAGGGACAUCCUGCUAUAUCA
Anolis carolinensis (green anole) is the source of this 2843-nucleotide messenger RNA. RefSeq names its product ubiquitin associated and SH3 domain containing A (gene ubash3a). The transcript has 14 exons. Gene Ontology annotation, cellular component: cytoplasm. The coding region runs from base 668 to 2539 and encodes 623 amino acids. Gene Ontology annotation, biological process: negative regulation of T cell receptor signaling pathway. Gene Ontology annotation, molecular function: protein binding. The record is from RefSeq and is a predicted model, not a curated record. NCBI's taxonomy places the organism in Eukaryota, Metazoa, Chordata, Lepidosauria, Squamata, Anolidae.